AUGAACGAGUGCGGCCACUGCUCCGUGAAGCUUGGCGAGGAGCCAGCACUUUUGGCAAAUGGAAAAGUCUGGCAUGUGAAUCAUCUGUUGUGUGAUUUGUGCGAGUGUCGAAUCAAUGAUGGCGAGAGAUGCGUUCCACAAAACGGAAUCAUUUUGUGCUUCCAAUGUCAUAUCAAAACGACUCGUCCAAUAUGCAAAGGCUGCGGGGACUUCAUCAAAACGAAUGUGUGCGAGGCUCUCAACUCCACGUGGCAUCCCACCUGCUUCCAGUGCUCUGUAUGCCAAAAACCAUUGGAAGUGAAUUUCCAUCAAUUGCCAAACAAAAUGUGCGUUCAUUCGGAAUGUUUUUGGGAUCUUCAGCUGAGAAUGGUCGUUUGCAAGGAUCUUCCAAAAUAG
Molecule: messenger RNA, 396 nt
Organism: Caenorhabditis briggsae
Lineage: Eukaryota; Metazoa; Nematoda; Chromadorea; Rhabditida; Rhabditidae
Exons: 5
Coding region: 1-396 (131 amino acids)
Cellular component (GO): Z disc; nucleus
Molecular function (GO): transcription coregulator activity
Source: RefSeq, a predicted model, not a curated record